AUCAUAUCAUCAUCGCACGCGUAGCCAUACGGUGCUGACGCCUGCGUCUUCCUCUCUCUUUCUAUUACCGGCAUUCUUUCCCAGCUUUUCCGUCGCCGAUACGCGGGAUGAACGAAGCGCACAGCGAUUCCACCACGACGCCCAUCACCACCACGCUUUAACACCCCCAUUCCAUCCAUUGAGAUGGCAUCAAACUCUUCGCCCGCCGUGCGCAAGACAGGCGCGCCCGAAAAAAAAUACAAAUGCCAGUUUUGCAACCGCGCUUUCAGCCGUAGCGAACAUAGAUCGCGACAUGAACGCUCACACACAAAAGAACGACCAUUCAAGUGUGCCAAGUGUCGCUCGACAUUCGUACGUCGCGAUCUCCUCCUACGACACGACCGCACCGUUCACGCGAAAGAUGGUGGCGCGCCCCUCCCCAGCGAGCAGAAGCGCCGGACAAACACCAAGGCAGCCGAACAGAAACAAGCCACGGCCGAAAGCGCGACGACACUCGAGCGCAUCGAAGCCGAGAACGAUGCGAUGCACGAGGAUGAGGACCUCAACGCGGCGGCCAUGUUGAUGACAGACUUCCACCACAAGGCGAUGGCGAGCCAAGAACCCGAGAUGAUUCCCGAGCACAACGAGCCCGUCAUCUCGCCCACGGGACCAUCCAUGAUGGAGCCUGUCAUCCCAUACACUGCCCCCGGCCAGAACAUGCUUCCGCAGAUGCCGUGGCGAGACUCAAUGGUGCCUCAAUCCGAGCCCAAGUCGUCGCCCAACACCCACUCAGCCUUCAACAGUGCCAGCGCGCUCGGCUCGCAUCCCCACCAGCUCCCGCCCCUCAUGGAGCGCACCAUGUCUGGCAGCGACAGCCUCGCGCCUACCUUCUCAGCAAUGAACGGCGGCAAUGGAUUGGGUACUCCCGGUGCCCUGUCACCCUACCCCUCCAUGAUGGGACCGGUAUCACCAGUCGACUACCGCAAGUCGCCCGGCCCCAAUCAGGCUCUGAUGAUGACCCGCGCCCCUCAGCUGGACUCUGAAGAGCAGUGUGCAAGGAUCUACGAGAACAUUAAGCAGUACGACAGUGAAAACUCGCUCCUGGAGACGUUCCACUUGCCUAGUCUGAACACGCUGAACCGCCUGUUGAAGACGUACUUCGAUCUGUUCCACCACCACCUGCCUUUCUUGCACCCCGCUACCUUCAACCCCACCGAGGUGUCUGCCCCGCUACUGCUUGCUGUGCUAUCGAUAGGUGCUCUGUACAUCUUUGACCAAGACCAAGCCUAUAUGCUGCACAUCGGAUCAAAGGUCCUCGUCAACCAGUUCCUCCAGAACAAAGAAAACUUCAGUUCCCGCAAAUGCCCGUUAUGGACGAUGCAGAGCACCCUGCUCAACAUGAUUUUCUCCAGCUGGAGUGGUGAUCCCAAGGGCCUCGAGUGGGCUUGUUCGAUUAAGAGUCUUCUUGCCAACAUGGUCGCUGGAAAUCGGUACGAGCUCAAGCUCCGAUCAGAUGCCCGUGAUGGCGCUCAGCCAAACCAUGAAGAAUGGGUCGUCGACGAGCAAUGCCGACGGACUUACUAUGCGGUCUACAUCUUCUUCGGCCUACUGACGCUCACCUACAACCACACUCCGGCAAUGGGUUUCAACGAGUUCGACACCCUAGAGCUGCCUUCUUCAGAAUCACUCUGGACCAUGGAGGUUUCGGACGACGAAGCAUGGCGCGAGAGUCUAAGUGCUUCCAGGAUUAUCACGUUCCGCCAAGCGCAUGACAACCUAUUCCAAGGCGAGACUGCUCGCUACAGUGCUUUUGCGACACGCGUCAUGAUCAACGCUCUGUUCCUCGAAGUAUGGUACCACAAGCGUAGCCCUGAAGCUCUCCAAGACGUAGUCACCGAGUACAAGCUUCGCCUGGCCCUGGAGACAUGGGAGAAAUCGCUUGAGCUUUGCGAGCCGGAGACAGUCGUUGUCCAACUGAGCGCUCCGCACAAGGGUCAUCCUCUCAUCUUCAAUGCCAUGGCACUGUAUAGGAACACCAGGGCCCGACUCGUAGUCGAUCUCAAGUCCAUCCAAGAAGCUCUCCGCUACCACGACUCCUACGAAGUAGCUGCUGCUAUGACGAAUGCCCGCGACAAGGUCCAGCGUUCACCAGAGAUGAUCAAGGUCAUCCAAGAAUGCUUCGAUUGCAUCGAGGUUGCUGCCGUGCAAGGUAUACGCUGGGUUGCUCGAACUUCCGCUACCAACUGGAGCAUCGAGCAUCCACUUACCGGCAUGGAUCUGAUGGUCAUCCUGACACUAUGGCUCUACCGCCUGGAGCACGACGAAGAGCCUGCUACCGAGGAGGAGCUAGCCAUGUACAACAAGCUGCGCAAUUUGUUCGACGACGACUCCGUGGACGUCUACGGUGCAAAGCUGAGCUCCACUGUGGCGCGACUAUGGGGCAGUAUGAUCGAUGAGGUCGUCGUUUGGGGCAUCACCAAACUCAUGGGCGAAGCUUUUAAGCUACAUUCGCAAGCACUUGUUGGCUACGAAGAUGCCAUGUCGUCUCGAUCUGGAUCCGCUACGCCAUCAAUGGCUGCUGGCGGUGUCCAAGUGCUCGAGAUGCAGAUGGCCUACUAAGCGAGAGACAGCUUCCGGAGCUGGUUGCGAUCUUCCACCAUCUUGUGUCCAUAUCGCGUUACUUUUACAGACUGUGGAUUUCUUCCUACAUUUCGUCCUCUCCUUGCACUUGGGAGCAUGGCAAGGAGUUUGGCGCCCCCGGCAUCGGUCCAUUGUCUAUUUCAUUUCAUUUCAUUUUCUCAAGAUCGGGGUAAUACGGCGCACAGGGCGGGUCUGGUCCAGAUU
Molecule: messenger RNA, 2823 nt
Organism: Alternaria rosae
Lineage: Eukaryota; Fungi; Ascomycota; Dothideomycetes; Pleosporales; Pleosporaceae
Product: fungal-specific transcription factor domain-containing protein
Exons: 6
Coding region: 184-2598 (804 amino acids)
Biological process (GO): regulation of transcription by RNA polymerase II; DNA-templated transcription
Cellular component (GO): chromatin
Molecular function (GO): DNA-binding transcription factor activity, RNA polymerase II-specific; RNA polymerase II cis-regulatory region sequence-specific DNA binding; zinc ion binding
Source: RefSeq, a predicted model, not a curated record